CCUAUCUUAUGGCAUUUUUUUUUUUAUUAUUAUUAUUUUUUGACCAGUGAGCUGAGGCUUUGUUUCCGAGAUUGCAAUGUAAACUGGCAUGGCAGAAACAACUGAGAUGAUUUAUAGAGUUUUGUGGCAUGAUAACCCUAGGUAGAUACGCACAGCACAAUACCCAUCGGUCUAAUAUUUAGCUGGAAUACUGUUUAUGCUGAGCUUGGCACCCGGCUGAGUAAGAAAGGGAUCUCCAGGCACAUGUUGAGACAUGUCCAGAUACGGCUGAACCUGCCCAGAGUGCUGUUUCCUGCCACCAGCCCUGCCUUCCGCCUUUACCUUUGGGUUAUUUAUGACAUAGGAGAAGAACCACAGUGAGAUUUUGCUUGGCGAUUGUUACAAGCCGGCUCCUAGGGUUACUGUAAUGUCACCAGUUGAACCGAAGAUGAGGUCGGAAGAAAAACAAGCCUGAUAGAGGGGAGGGAGCGGUGAAUUUGAUUUUGUUUUUUUAAUUCAGGGUGAAACAAUCUGCAGAUUUUGAGCAGGGGGUUGGACUAGACGUCCUCCAAGCUCCCUCCAACUAUGUGGUAUUGUUGAAGAGAAGAGGAUGGGCAGCAGCAAGGUGGAGGACUCAUCACACCAGUCAUGGGAGCACAGUUGGAAGGCUUGAAGGAGAUCUAGGAGAUCACUAAGGGUCCACACUGGCUGAUGGCAUAUAAUCAAUGAGAAGAAAAAGGAGAAGGAAGAAGAAGAAGAAGAAGAAGAAGAAGAAGAAGAAGAAGAAGAAGAAGAAGAAGAAGAAGAAGAAGAAGAAGUCGUCUUGAAGCAUCAGAUCAUCCUUGAGAAAACCAGUCUGUAGGGCUGCUAAGAAUGGACACUGACUUGAAUCCUGGGAAAGGUGGAAGGAAAGAGAAGAAAAGGAUGAGCAGCAGCAAGAUUGGUGGACGCAGCUACAGUGGCAGGAGGGAUCUGUUGGAAGGCCUGUAGGACCUCCAGGCUGAGAUCAUCAUGGGGAAUAUCAACGUGGUCAAUAAAAAUCCAUACCAACUUAAUAGCUCAUAAUCAGUUGAUCAAUGCCAACAGCGGCUCCCUUUGAGAAGUCCAUAAUGCUGGGAAAACGAGGAGAGAGAAGAGAAUGACCAGUUGCAAGAUGGAUGGACAGUGGGGGGAGGCAAUGAGGCCAUGACUGGAAGACCUCAAGGACCAGGAUCUUCCUGGAGAAAUCCUACCUCUGAAGUCACUAACAGUGGCACCUAAUCAGUCAGUUAAUUGAUGGGACGAGGAAGGGGAGGACCAGCAGAAGGGGGGACGGACACUGUGGAGACAGGCGCAGUCAGAAGACCUGAAGGACCAGAUCACGUUGCAUCCUCUCUAAGGACCUGAGCAACCUGCCCGGAAUCCGGUCCACGUGAAGAGCAGAACGGCAAAACAGAGAAGAGAACCGGCUGAACCGUUCAACUCCCAUCCAGCCACCGGGACUCCCAGCCCCGGAUUUUAUUCCUGCUGCUGCUCUGCUGCUGCUCCUCGAGAAAUCGGACUUAGCUGAAAAACCAGGAGCUUCUCACCGCUCGGGCGAAGGAAGGGACUGAGAAGGGAUGCCCCGUUGCUUCCUUUGCCCCUUCCUUUGCCCCGUCCUCCUUCCCUCGGCUUAGGGGACCUUCCCAGGAAGAGCCGAGCUCCGGUUUCCAUCCCGGUUAAAGAUGCACUUUGUGUCGGACGCUGUCGCGCUGAGUGUGUAAGGCUGGGGCGAGACAUGUCGCAGAUGCUGCACAUCGAGAUCCCCAAUUUUGGGAACACCGUGCUGGGCUCCCUGAACGAGCAGAGGCUGCUGGGGCUCUACUGCGAUGUCUCCAUCGUGGUCAAGGGCCAGGCCUUCAAGGCCCACCGAGCAGUGCUGGCCGCCAGCAGCCUGUACUUCCGGGACCUCUUCAGCGGGAACAGCAAAAGUGCGUUUGAGCUGCCCAGCUCCGUCCCGGCCACCUGCUUCCAACAAAUCCUCUCCUUUUGCUACACCGGCAAGCUGACCAUGGCAGCCAGCGAGCAGCUGGUGGUGAUGUACACGGCGGGAUUCCUGCAAAUCCAGCACAUUGUGGAGAAAGGGACCGACCUCAUGUUCAAGGUCAGCUCCCCCCACUGUGACUCUCAGACGGCCAUGAUCGAAGAGGCCGGCUCGGAGCCCCAGAGUCCCUGCAACCCCGUGCAGAUGGCCUCCAUGCCUUACGUCAUGUCCCCUUCGGUACCCAUCCCGCUCCUCACCCGGGUCAAGCACGAGAACCCGGAGCAGCAGACGCCGCUGCCGGGACUGCCGGCCAAGAGGUCCCUGGAGGGGGGCCUGCGAGACACAGCGGCGGGCAGCUCCUCGGGCACCACGGCGGUCAAGCUGUCCCGCGUCUCCUACUACGGUGUGCCCAGCCUCGCCCCGCUCAUCUCCAGCAUCUCGCAGGCUCCGUAUGUCCAGGGAGAGCGGACGAGUCCCGGGGCCAGCAGCAUCCCCACCACGGACAGCCCCACGUCCUACCACAAUGAAGAGGAUGAGGAGGAUGACGAAGCCUAUGACACCAUGACGGAAGAGCAGUACGGGCAGAUGUACAUCAAGUCUACUGGCAGCUAUGCAGGGCCUCCAGAGAAGCCGGAGCAAAUUCCCGUGGAGAGCCGCUCCUGCGUCCUGAUACGGCGCGAUUUGGUGGCUCUUCCGGCGAGUCUGAUCAGCCAGAUCGGUUACCGCUGCCACCCGAAGCUCUACUCGGAAGGUGAUCCCGGAGAAAAACUUGAACUGGUUGCAGGUUCUGGGGUUUACAUCACCCGAGGACAGCUCAUGAACUGUCAUCUCUGUGCAGGUGUGAAACACAAAGUCCUCCUACGACGCCUCCUGGCCACGUUCUUCGACAGGAACACCUUGGCCAACAGCUGCGGAACAGGAAUCCGCUCUUCCACCAGUGACCCCAGCCGGAAACCCCUGGAGAGCCGGGUGCUUAACGCUGUGAAAUUGUAUUGUCAGAAUUUUGCCCCCAGUUUCAAGGAGAGUGAGAUGAACGUCAUUGCGGCCGACAUGUGCACCAACGCCCGCCGGGUGCGCAAGCGGUGGCUUCCCAAAAUUAAGUCCAUGCUGCCCGAGGGGAUGGAGAUGUACCGUUCCGUCAUGGGCUCCACCACCACCAACGUCCUCCUGGAUCCCGAAUUCCAGCCUUCCUCCGCUCAGAUGUUUGAACAACGGAUCUACGCGGAAAGGAGAGGGGAUUCCGGGACGAUCGUGGCCCUCAGAACUAACACCGUAACAGUUGACCAGAGCAACGGGACCGGCCCCUUGUUUGAGCCGAGCGAGGAGGGUGAAGGGGCCAGCUCGGUCAUCCAGGAGUCUGCUGGGCCAGAAGCCAUGGCUUCCGACACCCAAAGCACCUCCCAGCCCUUCGAAGAAGGACCGGGGUCCCCCAGCCGGCCGGAGACGCCUGCGGCGAGGCCAGAGGUGGCCUACGGGGGGGCCUUAUGAACCAGACCGCUCUCUGGAAGGAUCUGUAAUCCUAAAGCUGCUUGCAUGUUCUUAUUAAUUACAAAAGAAACAAAACACACACACGUGAUCAAACCAUUUACCUACUGAACUGCUACCGUUGCCUGAGAAAAUUUGAUUUUUUUUAGUCUGCUCGUAUUUAGGAUCCCUGAAGGCCUGGCCCGGUAGGAAGACCUCCUUGCUCCCAGAUCAGUACAGAAAGGAGUAGCGGGGUUCCUUCCCUCCAAGAAGAAGGAACGAGGCCAUGUCCACCCCCACCGCCGUCCUGUUCAGCAACAAAGAACCAGCCGUCUGGGCUUGGGAGAAAUUCAUGGUGAUCGUUAUCCUGGUUUGAUUCGGUUCAGCUUGGAGCAGGUCCUUGGCUCGGAUCUCCGGGUUGAAUCCUUGGCCGGAAGUUUGCAUUGUUGAGCAUCCCGGAGAAACUCACCCGAGCGGGUUGUAGUAAAUGGGGAGCUGCGUUCCCCACACUAACGGGCAUCAAAAGUUGAGAUGUCUUUCCUUUCCGCCAUUCUUCUCCUCCGACUCCGUCGUCCGGCUUUCUAAUCUUGCGAAGGAAAGUGUUGGCUCCUUUCCGUUUGCGAGGAAGCUCUGAGCAAGCGGCACCCUGAGUUUAAGGCAGUUUGAGAUGUCUAGGUUUUCUGCCUGGAGCACAUUAAGCUUGGCCACUGUAAGACCUCAACUCCCAGAAUUCCCCAGCCGGCACAGAAUUCUGGGAGUUGAAGUCUAUACAUCUUAAAGUGACCGCCAAGAUUGAGAAAAGUUGGCAUAAAACGAUUUGAAGCAAUGCAGUCAUUUGGCUCCUGCUUAGUUGCUCAGGGCAAAAUGGAGAGUUGAGUGCAUUAUGGGGGUCGGGGUGAUGUAUAGGAGGGAACCAUAGGCUUCUUGGCUCUUUUUCCCAGGAAUGGGGGAGCUACUUAUAGCGAAAUGCAUGCCAUUUGGCCAAGGAGCUUAUGUAGCUCGUGUGGACUUUUUUCCCCAUUGCAUUUGAGUCUAACUUUAGACGAGGAAGGAAGAAUCGCUGGCUUUGCGUUGGAGAUUGUGCACCCUACGGCAGUGUUUCCCAAACUUGACCAUUUUAAGGCAUGUGG
Crotalus tigris (Tiger rattlesnake) is the source of this 4575-nucleotide messenger RNA. RefSeq names its product NACC family member 2 (gene NACC2). The transcript is spliced from 8 exons. Gene Ontology annotation, molecular function: RNA polymerase II cis-regulatory region sequence-specific DNA binding; DNA-binding transcription factor activity, RNA polymerase II-specific; protein binding. Lineage: Eukaryota; Metazoa; Chordata; Lepidosauria; Squamata; Viperidae. Gene Ontology annotation, biological process: regulation of transcription by RNA polymerase II. The record is from RefSeq and is a predicted model, not a curated record. Bases 1736 to 3469 code for a protein of 577 amino acids.